AUGGAUGAGAAUAUAGCAGAAGACGAUGACCAUGCCAUCGAUUAUAAUCGUCAAUUUAGCAAUAGUACUCCAUUUCCACCGAGAUGUGAGAAUGAAGUUGAUGGUAUUUUGGCAUUGUCAAAAUGUUUCAAAGAACGCUAUGAAGAUUGUCCUUUAUUUUUCGAAGGCUCUCUUCAAAAUGCAUGUAAAGAAGCGUUUAGUUCGAUCCCGAUUCAAGAACGUCGUCCAGUACUUGUUUACAUACACAACGAUGAAAGUGAACUUCGUAAAAAAUUUUGUAAAGAUACAUUUUGUUCAGAAAAGAUAAUCAACUACUUACUUGAAAAUUAUAUUGUUUGGCCUUGGGAUAUAACAUUUCAGUGGAAUAAGAAUAAAUUAAUAAAGUAUUGGGAAGAAACAUUUUCUACUGAGUUCUGGGAUGAGUUUCUCAUUGGAGAAUGGCCAUUGAUGAUUGGAAUCAUGCGACGAUUCGAAUUUAAAACAGACGCAUUCAUCACAGCUAAAUAUCAAUUUAAAUCACUACUCAAAACUGACGAUUUAGUAGGCAAACAGAAACCAGCUAUGUGUGAAAUAGCUUUAAGUGAAUUGAGCCAUUUCAAAAAACUAUGCGAUGAAAACGAACAAGAUCUAUCAUUUGAUUUUUGUGGAACCACUGGCCUUUGUUGGGAUAUUAUUCUUGAAAUAGCCCAAUAUCUUUCAUUAAAUGACACAAUCUCUGUAUUUUCUACUAAUAUUCUUCCUUUAUUCAAUGAUGGUUCGAAAUUUCAAUUAUCAAAUCCUAAUAUUCCAUUUAUUAAAAUGAUUCUUUCAAGAAGCGACCCAACAAAAAUUGUUUCUUUAAAACUUGACGGAGAUCGAAUAUGGUCAGAAAAAGAAUUAACUCUUUUAUCUAGCUUCAAAAAAGUUAUAUCAAUGACUCUUUUAAAUUUAACAUACGACAAAAACAUUUGUCAAUAUGGACAAUAUUUUCCUGAAUUGACUUGUCUGUCUCUCUGCUACGAUAAUGAAAUUAACUUAAGUGCAUUUAGUAGUAUAUUUAAUCAACUUUGGGAAAAAAUUAGACGAUUUGAAAUUCGUUGUGCGGGCACACUCUGCACUCAUUAUGAUUAUGAUAUGUCUCAAUUGGUGAAACUCUACAAAUUUAAUUUCAGUGUGAAAUAUUUUCUAUUUGAUAUUGGCCAAUUUCCAUGGGCUUCGAUGGAUGCUUGUUAUGACAAUGACCCAUCGUGUUGUUUGAAAUCAAUAACUUCUGUGAUAAAAAAAAUGUUUAAUAUUCAAUACCUUCAUUUCAUCAUCAACACAUAUGAUAUUGAGAUAUUUUUGAAUAUAAAUCCAUGGGAAAAUCUCGUAAAUGAUUGUUUUCGAUUGCAGAAUAUUAAAAUUCAAACAUCAGAGAGUAUCGUUCAAAGCGAAGAAUUGAAACGAAAAGUUUGCAAUAUUCAAACGGCUUUGCAUGCUGUAAGACAAACAAUUAAAUUUCAAAUUUGCACUUUGUGA
This is a messenger RNA of Rotaria socialis, 1497 nucleotides long. NCBI's taxonomy places the organism in Eukaryota, Metazoa, Rotifera, Eurotatoria, Philodinida, Philodinidae. The record is from the annotation of a GenBank genome assembly.